This is a messenger RNA of Aplysia californica (California sea hare), 2588 nucleotides long. RefSeq names its product sodium- and chloride-dependent neutral and basic amino acid transporter B(0+). Gene Ontology annotation, molecular function: L-amino acid transmembrane transporter activity. The record is from RefSeq and is a predicted model, not a curated record. Gene Ontology annotation, biological process: sodium ion transmembrane transport. NCBI's taxonomy places the organism in Eukaryota, Metazoa, Mollusca, Gastropoda, Aplysiida, Aplysiidae. Gene Ontology annotation, cellular component: membrane.
CCUGGCAGCUUCCAACGUUACGUCGACAACAACAGCAACAACAAAAAGAGGAGAGUUUUCGUGAUAACAGAGGCUCACCUUUGGAUCUUUCCCACGUGUACUAUUGCCUGAAAGCCAGGCAUCUCUUUCUAGAAGGUCUCGAACAACCUAACCCACCCAGAAGACAUCGUUCUUUCGGCUCUAAGCGAGACGGUAUUCUGAUCUGAAUAGUGUGACCCUUCGCAAGAAUAUUUGGAACAGACAGGAUAAUUAUUCUGAAGCUCUAGCGAGCUCUUAUAAACCUAAAAGAGACCCAGAAACCGACAAGAGAUACAAAAAAACAACAACCAACCGACGGCAAGAGAUUCAGAAUUUUAAAAAAUAAUUAAAAAACGACGGCAAGAGAUUCAGAAAACCGAAAAGGCAUCCAGGAAACCGACCAGAGAUUCAAGAACUGGCUCGACAUAGAGAGGCCGACAAAGUAAAAUAUUAUUGACACUGUAACUGUGAGGAUUUGCCAACACAAUGACCGGACGAGGAGGUUCCUAUGACCUGUGGACACCAGACCACAGAGCUCGCCUCCCUCCCUCGGACUACCCUCCGGCCUACGACAACAAUGCCCCCAGACAUGACGUCAGCGAUGGAGCAGACCACAAGGGGUCAGAGCGAGGGGUCAGGGUGGCCACGGAGGACGAGGUACCGGACAGGGGUCAGUGGGGCAACAAGAUGGAGUUCAUUCUCUCCUGUGUCGGCCUCUCGGUCGGUCUGGGGAAUGUCUGGAGAUUCCCUUUUCUCGCCUACAAAAAUGGCGGAGCUGCCUUCCUGAUCGCCUACCUCAUUCUGCAGUUGCUAAUUGGCAAACCUAUGUACUUCAUGGAGCUGGUCAUGGGCCAGUUUUCGGCCAAAGGUCCGACCAAAGUGUGGGAGAUGAACCCUUCGGCUAAAGGAAAGAGGUCACUCAAAAGUCCCAAGGAGUCGAGCCAGAGAACAUGGGCGAACCACUGUGGAAGUUAACCCUUUGUCUCCUGCUCUCCUGGAUUGUCGUCAUCUUCUGUCUCAUCAAAGGCAUUAAAAGUUCGGGAAAGGUGGUCUACUUCACCGCUACCUUCCCGUACGUGAUCCUCAUCAUCCUGCUCAUCCGCGGGUCCUUGCUGGACGGAGCCAUCGACGGUGUGGAGUUCUUUAUCGUGCCGGAGUGGGACAAACUCACGGAUAUUUCGGUGUGGGUGGACGCUGCAGGACAGAUGUUCUUCUCCUUGUCCGUCUCCUUCGGCGGCAUCAUCAUGUUUGGGAGCUAUAACAAGUUCAAGAACCAAGUCUACUAUGAUUCUCUGAUCAUCUCCGUCAUGGACAUGGUCACCAGCAUCAUCGCUGGAUUCGUCGUCUUCACCACGCUAGGAGGGAUGGCCAAAACUGUGGGGACCACCGUGCCCAAAGUGGCCAAGGGAGGUUAUGGCCUGGCGUUUGUCGUGUACCCCGAGGCUCUGUCCAACCUUCCUCUACCCCAGCUGUGGUCGGCGCUCUUCUUCUUUAUGUUAUUUACCCUGGGCCUGGACUCGGAGUUCGGCCUGAUGGAGACUGUGAUGACGUGUAUACAGGACGAGAUCCCCAAGCUGAGGAACCACAAGAGCAUCAUGUCUAUUGUGAUGGGGGCCAUUCUUUUCUUGUGUGCUCUGCCAUGCACGUGUCCUCUGCUGUUCACGUACCGUAUGAUCAAUUACCACGCGCCGACCUACGACAACGAUGAGGAGUUCCCGGGCUUUGCCCAGGCCAUCGGCUGGGUCCUGUUGACCGUUGGUCUGUGUCCUGUACCUCUGUGGUUUGUGUGGAGGCUCAUACAGUCGUACCGGGACCCCGAGGUCUACUCCACGGAGGAGAGACUUCAGUACAUGUUCAGCCCGACCAAAGAAUGGGUGCCAAACGACGGCCAGGAUCGAUACCUUGUUCCUGACGGCACGGCCUACGGAUCCGGAUACGCCAUGUCGGCCAGAGGGGCAGACAACCCAGCCUUUGUCAUCGACAACAAGUACUGAUGACGUCAUUCCGAUGGAAGCGAAGAUGAUGUACAUGAUUGAGAAGUCGCCGCAUUUCCAAAUCCUUGUUGUUUUUUCCCCACAGUGGUCAUCUUAUAUCAUAUUAACCGCCAUAUUUUUAAAUCAGCUUUCAAGCAUUUAAAAUGAAUUUAAUUUUAAUCAAUUCUUUUUUUUAUGAAAGGGAAAACGAUGGAGCCAUAGAAUUAUGAAGGCUUUUACUUUUAGUGGCUGGCUAGUUUAAAUGUAAAAAAAUCCACACACACACACCUAAUUGGGGUGAGCGAUGUAAAAAAGACAGACGUUGGAUAAACUUUUUUUUCUUUUUUUUCCGUAAGUAUUUUACGGCAUUUACGGAUAAACUAUAAGUAAGGGAAUAUACUGCGUAUAUUUGAGAAGAGGUGAACUGCCUCUACAAACUUUAGAAUGGCUUGAGAAAGAGCGUCUUUGGCCAAUGCCAUCCAUGAGCCCAACCUUAUUUUUGGGGGCUCAAAAAAGUUUUUGUAAAAGUUUUACGGUACCUGCAACACAAUAAGUGUCGAGGUUAAGAGAGGUUACUAUUAGAUAGUAACAUACAAA